CCAGAGGAGUUCCUGCUGCUCUUGGGAGAGAGAGAUAGAAUUGUGGUCAACACAGGAGGAUGAAUCAAAACACCCCUUCAAGUGAAGGCAGGCACGAAGAUGAUUCCGCUCUGUCCGACGUCCUUGCUUCUCUCAUGGAUUACAUCCCAACUAUCCCCGAUGAACUAGUGGAGCAUUACGUCGCCAAGAGUGGCUUCCAGUGCCCCGACGUGCGAUUAAUAAGGCUGGUAGCUGUUGCUACACAAAAGUUUAUUUCAGAGGUUGCAACUGAUGCUCUUCAGCAGUGCAAAGCAAGACAGGCAGCAGCAGUCAAGGAUAAGAGAGAGAAGCAGCAAAAGGAUAAGAGCCUGAUCUUGACAAUGGAGGAUUUAUCCAAAGCACUUCGUGAGUAUGGCAUGAAUAUGAAACACCAAGAAUACUUCACGGAUAGCCCUUCAACUGGAAUGGAUCCUACUUCAAUGAAAGAAUGAUUUAGAUUUUCAGAUUUUCUUCUAAACCUACUACUUAAGGUCAAGUAUGGUUUUUGUUUCUUCUUGUUAUUUGUCUUUAAACUUACAGCUACAGUGUUUGACAUAUACAGGGAAAGUUUUUAUUAGUAAUUUGUACAUUUUUGUGCCAUCUUGUAAUGGAGCCCAAUUCCCCCCCUGGUCCUUCUGGAAAAUUUUAUAUAGUUAAUACCGGUAGAGUUAUAUUUUUCUUAGAAGUAUGAUGCUGCUGAUUUC
This is a messenger RNA of Telopea speciosissima, 722 nucleotides long. Its product is annotated as transcription initiation factor TFIID subunit 10-like. Gene Ontology annotation, biological process: transcription initiation at RNA polymerase II promoter. Lineage: Eukaryota; Viridiplantae; Streptophyta; Magnoliopsida; Proteales; Proteaceae. Gene Ontology annotation, cellular component: transcription factor TFIID complex; nucleus; SAGA complex. Gene Ontology annotation, molecular function: RNA polymerase II general transcription initiation factor activity; promoter-specific chromatin binding. The record is from RefSeq and is a predicted model, not a curated record. The coding region runs from base 60 to 470 and encodes 136 amino acids. The transcript has 6 exons.